Messenger RNA from Capra hircus (goat), 486 nucleotides. It is a transcript of the gene LEUTX, whose product is annotated as leucine twenty homeobox. Bases 1 to 486 code for a protein of 161 amino acids. The transcript has 2 exons. The record is from RefSeq and is a predicted model, not a curated record. NCBI's taxonomy places the organism in Eukaryota, Metazoa, Chordata, Mammalia, Artiodactyla, Bovidae.
AUGCAGACUUGGUUUAAAAACCAACGUGUCAAAAGGAGGAGGGAGGAGAAUCAGACUCAGCAAAAUCUGUCACCAGGAGACCCAUGCCAGGUUGUCUCAGUAGAGGAGGAAGAGAUGUCCUUACCGGGCACUUCCGGAAGCACUCAUCCCACGAGUCUCAGCCUUGCAGAUGAUUCUCAUCACGAGCUACCUGAGCUUUCUUGUGCUCAGCAGUGUGAAGGGGCUGCUGCCACUCCUUGCCCUUCAUCCUGCAAUUUCCUGACUGUUCAUCUCCACCAGAUAAGUCUUGGAGACUCUGAUCCUCCUUGGGCCUCCAGUCCUUAUGACAUGGAUCAACUUAUACAGUUAUACGACUUACCUGGGGAUGAUGACCCCAGCAGUCUGGAUCAGUACCUCUUCCCAGAGUGCUCCAGCUGGGGGACUGUGGCCGGCACUGAUCACCAUCGUGAUGGCGAACACAGCUUCAAUCCUGAGAAAGUUCCGUGA